Rhinocladiella mackenziei CBS 650.93 is the source of this 1077-nucleotide messenger RNA. RefSeq lists its product as uncharacterized. Bases 1 to 1077 code for a protein of 358 amino acids. The record is from RefSeq and is a predicted model, not a curated record. The transcript has a single exon. Gene Ontology annotation, cellular component: nucleus. NCBI's taxonomy places the organism in Eukaryota, Fungi, Ascomycota, Eurotiomycetes, Chaetothyriales, Herpotrichiellaceae. Gene Ontology annotation, biological process: inositol phosphate biosynthetic process. Gene Ontology annotation, molecular function: inositol-1,3,4,5,6-pentakisphosphate 2-kinase activity; ATP binding.
AUGUCAGCGUCGCACCAUCCUUCUGCCGGCUGUCCUUCCAGCCUCACAUCUGCCACCUUACAACUGCACUAUCUGGCCGAAGGAGCCGCAAACAUCAUCUACAGCGUCUCCGUGCUUUCCCCCCCGUCACUUCUGGAUCAUUCGCACUGCUGUGUCAUGCGGCUGCGCAAAGAUCUCUCCUUCACGAAACCCACGGUCAAAGUGAUGGAAGAUUUCCAGAAUCGCAUUGCCCCGCUAUUCACCGGUCAUGAGAACCUGCUUAUGGAGCAGGUGUUGUAUCGAUUGACGCCGGAAAUGGUGCAAAACGCCAAUGCCGAGUUAAAGGAGAUGGACGACGUCGAUUUAUCGGCGUUGUCAACGGAUACUGUCAGCGCGGAGGGCAACCCGAGUGGCAAAAUCCGGCAUCAUCACAGACGACAUGUGUACCUCCCUGUAUUUGAGGAGGAGCAACAUGGGAUUUUGAUGCAAAAUCUACAGGGCCCUGGGAUUGACUGGCUCGUCGAAUUUAAGCCCAAGUGGUUGGUGCAGAGUCCCAGCGCGCCGGCCAACGCGAAGAAUUGCAGAACAUGCGCUCUGAAUGCGAUGCGCCGACAGGCCCGAAAACAUCAAGGCCGAGGAGAUUCGGGAUUCUGUCCUUUCGAUUUGCUUGUUGAGAGAAGUGAUGAGCCGGGGGUCUUGGAGAGGGCCCUGGGGAAUAUUUGGCCCGUCGAGGAAGGGGUCGAGAAAUUUGUGGAAGUGUUUAAGGAGAAAGUCCAGCCUGCUCUGAAUCAUUUGGUGACGCUGCAGAAAGAGUACGGGUCUGUUGGAUUGGAGGAUUUCCGAAACCCUAAGGACAAGGACUUUGGCGUCGCGAUGGCAUUAAGGGAUUGCAGUGUUUUCCUUGCUCUGCAGAGGCAGCCGGGUUCGGAUGAAGGAGAUGUCGAGGUGAUUGAUGUCAAGUUCGCAGACCUGGAUUUAAAGACGACAGAAGGAGGAAAGGUCCAGAAAUGGGCGGCCACGGAACAGGAACUGCUUGACGGUGGAUGGUACGAUCAUCUUGAAGGGUCGAAUUGUUCACUCAGUCGCCAGUUGGGAUAG